AUGGCUCUCCAAAAAUCAUUGCUGCAGUAUAUCUGCAGCUUCCUGCUGCUCGUCAGCUCCGUUAGCGCUCUCAAGUUCGACCUUAUCGCAGGAUCCAAGGAGCGCUGUGUUCGCAACUUUGUCGGAAAGGACACCCUCGUCGUGGUGACAGCGACUGUCGAUGGCUACAAGGGCGAUGGUAUGGUGGUGAACCUCUACAUUCGCGAUGCUGUUGGCAACGAGUACGGUCGCCCCAGGGACGUUGUUGGAGAGUCAAGAACCGUCUUUACUUCUCACGCCGAUGCUGCUUUCGAUGUUUGCUUCGAGAAUGUUCCCUCUGGCUCCCAGCGACUCAACAGCCCUACCCGUCACAUUGAACUCGAUAUCGAUAUUGGUGCCGAUGCCAAGGAUUGGUCCGCUAUCCAGGCCACCGAGAAGCUCAAGCCUGUCGAGGCUGAGCUCCGCCGUGUUGAGGAGAUCACCAGCGAGCUUGUUACUGAGAUGGAGUACCUCCGUUCCCGAGAGCAGAAGCUCCGAGAUACCAACGAGAGCACCAACAACCGUGUCAAGUGGUUCGGUAUUGCUACCACUUGGCUCCUCGUUGGUCUCUGGGCUUGGCAAAUCAUGUACCUCCGCGCCUACUUCCGAUCCAAGCAUCUUAUCUAA
Messenger RNA from Fusarium pseudograminearum CS3096, 645 nucleotides. RefSeq lists its product as uncharacterized. Gene Ontology annotation, cellular component: endoplasmic reticulum; Golgi apparatus; COPII-coated ER to Golgi transport vesicle. Lineage: Eukaryota; Fungi; Ascomycota; Sordariomycetes; Hypocreales; Nectriaceae. Bases 1 to 645 code for a protein of 214 amino acids. Gene Ontology annotation, biological process: intracellular protein transport; endoplasmic reticulum to Golgi vesicle-mediated transport; Golgi organization. The record is from RefSeq and is a predicted model, not a curated record. The transcript has 3 exons.